CUUCCUCCCAGAUCUGCCCAUUCAGUCCCUGACCCAGGUAUAUAAAAACAAACCGCCCACCGAGCUAGUCAGUCUCUCACUCUCUCUCUCUGUCUCUCUCUAUCUCUCUCCAAUCUCCACCAUGGCGUCUACCUCUCUCUUCCAAUCUCCCCAUCUCUUCCUCAAACCCCAAAACCCCAACCCCCCAACCAAACCCCAUUUCCCCACCACCACCAUCAAAUGCUCCUCCUCCUCCCCACCACCACAACCACUCGUCCCAAAGCCUCCUUCUCCUCCUCCUCCCUCCCACCACCCCCACCACAACAUUCGCGACGAAGCUCGCCGCCACAACACAACCCACAACCACCAUUUCUCCGCCCACUACGUCCCCUUCAACGCCGACCCUUCCUCUGCUGCAGCCGCCGACUCCGAGUCCUACUCCCUCGAUGAGAUCGUCUACCGAUCCAACUCCGGCGGCCUCCUCGACGUCCAGCACGACAUGGCCGCCCUCAAGAACUACGACGGCAAGUACUGGCGCGACCUCUUCGACUCCCGCGUCGGCAAGACCACCUGGCCCUACGGCUCCGGCGUCUGGAGCAAGAAGGAGUGGGUCUUACCCGAGAUCGACAGCGACGAUAUCGUCUCCGCCUUUGAAGGUAACUCCAAUCUAUUCUGGGCUGAGCGUUAUGGCAAACAGUUUCUGGGCAUGAACGAUUUGUGGGUCAAGCACUGUGGGAUUAGCCACACCGGCAGUUUUAAGGACUUGGGCAUGACUGUUUUGGUCAGCCAGGUGAACCGGCUGAGGAAAAUGAACCGCCCUGUGGUCGGCGUCGGCUGUGCCUCCACCGGAGACACAUCUGCUGCCCUAUCGGCCUAUUGCGCCGCCGCUGGGAUCCCCUCGAUUGUGUUUUUGCCGGCCAAUCGGAUUUCGCUGGCUCAGCUGGUUCAGCCGAUUGCCAAUGGGGCGUUUGUGUUGAGCAUUGAUACUGAUUUUGAUGGGUGUAUGCAGUUGAUUCGGGAAGUCACGUCGGAGCUGCCGAUUUAUUUGGCCAACUCUUUGAACAGUUUGAGAUUAGAGGGUCAGAAAACCGCCGCUAUAGAGAUUUUGCAGCAGUUUGAUUGGGAAGUGCCUGACUGGGUUAUAGUUCCUGGGGGCAAUUUGGGAAAUAUAUAUGCCUUCUAUAAAGGGUUUCAUAUGUGCAAAGAGUUGGGGCUAGUUGAUAGGAUCCCUAGGCUUGUUUGUGCCCAAGCUGCAAAUGCAAACCCAUUGUACUUGCAUUACAAGUCAGGGUGGGAUCAAGAGUUCAAGCCUGUGAAGGCCAACACUACUUUUGCAUCCGCCAUCCAAAUUGGUGACCCCGUUUCGAUUGAUAGAGCCGUGUAUGCACUGAAGAACUCGAAUGGGAUUGUGGAGGAAGCCACUGAGGAGGAGCUUAUGGAUGCCAUGGCUCAAGCUGACUCUACUGGCAUGUUCAUAUGUCCUCACACUGGUGUGGCAUUGACUGCAUUGAUUAAACUUCGGAACAAUGGGAUCAUAGGAGUUAACGACCGGACCGUGGUGGUGAGCACGGCUCAUGGGUUGAAAUUUACGCAGUCGAAGAUCGAAUAUCAUUCGAAUGAUAUUAAGGAUUUGGCUUGCCGGUUUGCUAACCCGCCGGUGCAAGUGAGGGCGGAUUUCGGUUCUGUGAUGGAUGUUCUGAAGACGUAUUUGUUGAGCAAGGCCCCGAAAAAUUAGUUAGUUUUGUAAGGGGGCAUUGUGUGUGUGUUCUGCUCAGGUGCUGCUUAUGUGUACGGUUAUGUUCUUGUUAUUUGGUUAAAAUUAGGCAUCUUCUAUGUGCUUUUUGAGCAACUGUUUUAGUUUAUAGCACUCAGGAAUCAAUUCGAAUUUCAUCAGUUUUCUUUAUGGCGAGUUUCUUUAACUCCCAAGUUUUUACCUUCA
This is a messenger RNA of Prunus dulcis (almond), 1918 nucleotides long. RefSeq names its product threonine synthase 2, chloroplastic-like. NCBI's taxonomy places the organism in Eukaryota, Viridiplantae, Streptophyta, Magnoliopsida, Rosales, Rosaceae. Gene Ontology annotation, biological process: L-cysteine biosynthetic process. The record is from RefSeq and is a predicted model, not a curated record. The transcript has a single exon. Gene Ontology annotation, cellular component: cytoplasm. Gene Ontology annotation, molecular function: pyridoxal phosphate binding; threonine synthase activity. Bases 122 to 1714 code for a protein of 530 amino acids.